Messenger RNA from Cloeon dipterum, 1678 nucleotides. RefSeq names its product prenylcysteine oxidase 1-like. The coding region runs from base 180 to 1559 and encodes 459 amino acids. The record is from RefSeq and is a predicted model, not a curated record. Gene Ontology annotation, biological process: prenylcysteine catabolic process; prenylated protein catabolic process. The transcript has 7 exons. Gene Ontology annotation, molecular function: prenylcysteine oxidase activity. Lineage: Eukaryota; Metazoa; Arthropoda; Insecta; Ephemeroptera; Baetidae.
GUAGGGUCGAUUUGCCGACCUUACUGACCAAAUAAACAGGGAUCGGUGUCCUUGUCACAUUUUCGCACUGACAGCACAAACUAGACGUUCUUGAAGGCUGACAGUUGUCUGCUGAGAGCUGGAAAGGGCUGUGUUAUUCGCCCAAAAAUAUCUUUUCCGACAAAAUCGUAGAGCGCAUCAUGUUUUCUCGUUCCUUCCUAUGCGCAGCAGUGCUCUCCUCGACAGCGUUUUUGCAAUCUCUCAGUUUUGCCAGAGGAUAUAAAAUUGCUGUGAUUGGAGGCGGCAUCGGUGGAACAGGAACUGCAUACUUCCUACGCAAUACUUUGGACCCACAGCCGCAGGUGGAUGUCUUCGAAGAGGAUGAAGUUGGAGGCCGCCUGGACUUGGCCACAAUAAGCGGUUUUCAGUACGAGCUUGGCGGAAGCGUCAUUCACCCUCGCAAUAAGCAUGUAGUUGAGCUUGUUAACCAUUUAGGACUGGAACAUAGACCUGACCCACCAUAUUCCAAAACGAGUUUCUUCGAUGGCAAGGAGAUCGUUUUCGAGGACAGCAGCUGGACAGUUGUAGAUCUGGCCAAAAUGGCCUGGCGGUACGGACCGAUGACUCUGUACAAGGCAAACAAGCAAUUGCAGGACAUGCUGGGACACUUUGACAGGAUCUACGACAUUCAGGAAAGCGGCGGUUGCUUCACCAAUUUGUCCGAGCUUCUGUCCGUCAUGUCCCCGACCUUUCCGGCGAUGACGCAGGCCUCUGCAGACACCAUCGAGGACCUCUCCACCGAGUUCAUGCGCGAAAUAGUUGGCGCAGCGCUCAGGUGCGAUUACGGACAGUACUCUGCAAAUGCAACCAAAUUCGUGACUUUCGUCUCGCUGGCCGGCUCUGAGGGCGGCCUCUGGGCCAUCGAUGGAGGCAACAAGCGCCUGCCGUACGCCUUGCUUGCCGCUGCCGAUGCUUUUCUCAUUCCGCAUAAGGUCAGGAAGAUUGAGAGGAGCCAGGAUGAACGCUAUUUGCUUCACUGGGAACAAGUUUCGGACACAUACGAUGCUGUGGUGGUGGCAGCACCUUUUGACGGGACUCUUGAGCUGCCGUCAAACAUGCAAGCCAGCGUACGACCCAUGGAGGGCAUCUGGGUGACCCUGAUCGAGGCCUCGGCGGUCAACUCAAGCUACUUUGGCCGUCCAGUGUCCGACGUGAUUGCUGUCGGUCCUGCCUGGUUCAAUUCGAUCAGCAGGGUCUGGCCUGUGGACGGCCGCACACCUGACAAACCUGUCUACAAGGUUUUCUCCGCUGAAAAACCUAGUCGUGAGCUGCUGGAAAGCGUCUUAGUGGACGUGGGACAGGUGGAACAGCACCACUGGCUGGCGUACCCGCACUAUGAUUGGUCUAAAAAUGCGGAUGCCUCGUUCCAGCUGGGUCCCGGCCUGUGGUACAACAACGCCAUUGAAUGGGCCGCCAGCGCCAUGGAGAUGAGCCUGCUCGGUGCCAAAAAUGCGGCAAACUGCGCCGCCAAGCACUUCGGCCUUGCGCUCAAACAGCCUAUUGACAAGGACGAGCUGUGACUCCUUUUUUCUAUGUUUGCUGAAACUUUGAUUUGAACUGCUGUGAUUUAAAUUUGUGUUGUUUUUUUCAAGACUGGCUAAAUUAAUAAAAAUUUGAAACAUUUAUUUCAGUUAAAAAA